AGCGUCCGGCACGCGAAGUCCCACAGGUGGCCCAGGAUUAGCAACAUGAAGCUCACGCACAAUCACAGCGUCAACCGAAAGGCCAUCGACGUCAAGCUUCGCCUCGCAUCAAAUCGAACGGAGGAGCAGCUGGGACAAGUGAAGCAGAUGUUAAGUCACGGGAUAUAGCCAAAAGAGGUGACAAAAGCAAUGAAGGCGUUGCACGAGGACAGCGACAUCGACAUCAACAAGCGCGCGGUGCAGAACGCGGCUGCCACUGUGCACGGGGCGGAGAAGCCGAGAGAUGCCGCCGAUGCGUACGAAGAGGUCAUGGCCGCGACGGCCGACGGCGGACUGUGCGAGAUCAAGAUGGAUGACAGCGGCCGCCUGACGCAUAUCUGGUGGCAAACGAGAGAGCAGGUGGUGCUUUGGAAUCGGUACGGUCACGUUGCGCUCUACGACGACACCGCCGUCAAGAACAGAUACCGGAUGCCCCUCGGUGUGCUCGCUGUCAUCGAUUCAGAGUAUCGGACGCGGAUCGUCGGCCAAAGCAUAACGGCGGACACCACAACGGACACUUUCCUGUGGAUGUUGAAGAGUGCGUUGGAGUCUCGCGGGGGGAAGCAGCCGGAUAUCUUCAUCCAGGACGCGGAUGCGGCGAUGACGGCGGCGGUGCGAGAGGUGUUCCCGGACGCGCUGGCGAGGCGCUGUUUAUGGCACCUCAACCAGAACAUCAUCAAGGCCCUCGCUAAAGUCCUUGGUGGGGAGAUGAAGACCGCCUUUCAUGGACGAGUUCAGGUGUGUGCGUCAGCAGCUGUCAUUGGCAAAGAACGGAAGUUCAACGCCCUCAUCGAAAAGCACCCGAAGGCGGAGAAGUACAUGCGAGUGGUAUAUGACGACCGCGCACGGUGGGUGGAAUAUGUGUCGCCCCUGGUGUUCUCCGUGGGUUUGUGGACGACAUCAAGUGUUGAAGGCCAAAACGCCCUCAUCAAGGAUAAGUGCAACUCGCGCUCCUCGCUUUUGGACGUGGCGACGUACUUUUCGGGCAUCAUCCGUUCCCAGAAGGAUGCCCCCAUGCUGCGUGACGCCAUCGACCAUCUGCCGCCUAAUCGGAUGGUGGCUCCACCAGCGACCGCUUUCAAAAAAAGUGUGCUCGAGUCCUGCGAGUUCUCCAUCGCGGGCUGGCCGCGGCGGUUCAUGGAGCAAGAGAUGACCGCGGCCAUCAUGUUUUGCCAGAUGGGUGGUGGGGAGGCGGAUGGACCAGAACGCGCCGCAGCUUUGGGGCGCACGUUCGAGUACAUCGAGGGCAAGCUUUGCGGCGUCAUCUACGUCUUCAGGAUUCACGAGCAGCGUGAUGGCAAAGCCUUCGACUACCUCAUCUUGCUCUUUUCCGACGGUAGCAAUCUCUGCCAGUGCCGCACACUCCAAACUCUCGGGCUAUUUUGUCGCCACGUGUGGGCGGCGAUGAUGCACAGCCCCCGAUUCAGAUUCCACGUAGGCCUCCUGCACGAGCACUGGCUGACGGAAAAGGCGAGGGGAACACCGCAGCAGGACUGGCCGGAUGUCGCCCGCCCUCGAUGGGUGGUAUCCAACCGCCACGCUGCGCGAGAAGUGGACGGGGCGGCGGGAGAGGGAGAGGGAGGGGGGUGGGGGGAUGCAGCGGGAGGUGGAAGUCUUUCGUUGGGAGCAGCCAGACGGUGCAGACGGUCCUGUUGGACUUGAAGGAGAAGGGGCCCACGGACCAGGAUAGACAAGUGUUGUACGCCGACGUAACGAAGAAGCUCGGGCAAGCCGCGAGUAUUUUGUCUGAUCGCUUUUCACCGAC
This is a messenger RNA of Ectocarpus sp. CCAP 1310/34, 1804 nucleotides long. Lineage: Eukaryota; Phaeophyceae; Ectocarpales; Ectocarpaceae. The record is from the annotation of a GenBank genome assembly.